ACACGUUGCGUUGCCAAAACUCCAACCCAAUCGACGCCACGACUUUAUCCGUUUUGUGUUUUUCUAUUUUGAACUUUUGCGAGUAAGCUCCCCCUAACUGCCUCCACCCAAUCGCUGAACCACCGCUGCGGCUUCGACUUCGUCUUCUUCUGGCCACUGGACCUAAGCAGUGCAUGAGCUGCCCUGCUCUUCAACCAUUUCACUCGCAAUUCCCAUUCCAAAACCCUAAAAUCCCCGCUUUUGUCAGAAUGAGUGACCGGACGCCGUCCUCAUACGGCGCUGUAUAUGUCCCUCCUCACCAACGGCUCCGCUCUGUCAUCGUUGCACCAUCCGCCCCUGCAUCUUCCCAGCCCGUCGCCCACUUCAACUCCACCCCCACGAAGCCGAGUGUGAGCAAUAAAACCCCGUUGCUAAAAUCUAAGUCUCAUAAUCCGUACCCUUACUUGCCAUCUCACCAGCAGCUCCAUCAGCAACAACUGCAGUGUGUUGCGCAGACGCAGAAGAUCUUUUCCCCCAGUGAGUUAGAGGUUCCUGUCGUCCAUGGUUCAUCCAUCUCUGGCAGAGUUGAUGCAUGGAAAUGGAAGUUGAACACUCUCUUACAAGAUGAAGAUAGUCAAGAGAUAGUCUCAAGGGAGAAAAAGGAUAGGCGUGAUUUUGAACAGAUAUCAGCUUUAGCCAGUGGAAUGGGGUUGUAUAGCCAUAUGUAUGCAAAAGUACUGGUUGUUAGCAAGGUUCCAUUGCCAAACUACAGGUUUGAUUUGGAUGACAAGCGUCCUCAGAGAGAGGUAGUUCUGCCACCAGGGCUACAAAAAAGGAUAGAUGCUCACCGUGAAAAAUACCUUUCUUGUAAGCCUAAUACAACUGAAGUUUCAAGAUCAAGCAGUAAUUAUAGUUUUGCUAAUGAUGAGGCGCUUUUUGAACUGCCUGAACUACUUCCACAUAGUAAGGCUGUCUUGGAGAAUAUCCUUUGGCAAAGGAGUGUACAAAUGCACACUGAGCAGCAAAAUUGGCAGAAAUCUGCAGAAGGUAGGGCGAUGUUUGCAUUUCGUUGUGGGCUUCCUGCUUACAAGGAAAAGGAUGUGAUAUUAAGUGCCAUUACACAGAGUCAGGUGGUUAUUAUCUCAGGUGAAACUGGUUGUGGGAAGACCACACAGAUUCCUCAAUUCAUUUUAGAGUCUCAAAUUGAAUCGCUUUGUGGAGCCGCUUGCAAUAUUAUAUGUACCCAGCCAAGAAGAAUAUCUGCUAUGUCUGUAUCGGAACGGGUUGCAUCAGAGAGAGGGGAGAAAUUAGGCGAAACUGUGGGCUAUAAAGUUCGUCUUGAAGGUGUUAAGGGAAGGGACACACAUCUCCUUUUUUGUACCACUGGCAUCUUGUUGAGAAGAUUAUUAGUCGAUAGAAACUUGAAGGGUGUUACCCAUGUUAUUGUGGAUGAGAUCCAUGAGCGUGGAAUGAAUGAAGAUUUUCUGCUCAUCGUUUUAAAAGAUUUACUCCCUCGUCGACCAGAACUAAGGUUGAUUUUGAUGAGUGCAACUUUAGAUGCAGAGCUUUUCUCAUCAUACUUUGGCGGUGCUCCCACAAUUCAUAUUCCGGGAUUCACACAUCCAGUUCAAUCUCAUUUUCUAGAAAGUAUCCUGGAGAUGACGGGAUAUAGAUUGACACUAUACAACCAAGUUGAUGAUUAUGGUCAAGAGAAAGCUUGGAAAAUGAAUAAACCGGCUCCAAAGAAGAGGAAAAGCAAACUUGUGUCAGCAGUUGAGGAUGCCCUUGAAGCUGCUGAUUUCAAGGAUUAUAGCACACACACAAGAGAGUCUUUGUCAUGUUGGAACCCUGAUUGUUUGGGCUUCAACCUCAUUGAGUAUCUGCUCUGCCAUAUCUGUGGAAAUGAAGGGCCUGGUGCUGUUUUAGUUUUUAUGACUGGUUGGGAUGACAUUAAUUCUCUCAAAGAAAAGCUUCUAUGUCAUCCUACUUUGGGAGAUGCAAGCCGCGUCUUAUUGUUGGCUUGUCAUGGUUCUAUGGCCAGUUCGGAGCAGAGGUUAAUAUUUGAUGAGCCUCAAGGUGGAGUUAGGAAGAUUGUGUUGGCUACUAACAUUGCUGAAACUAGUAUUACGAUCAACGACGUGGUUUUUGUUAUUGACUGCGGGAAGGCAAAAGAGACCUCAUAUGAUGCACUCAAUAAUACUCCAUGUUUACUGCCUUCAUGGAUAUCAAAGGUUUCAGCUCAACAAAGAAGGGGAAGAGCAGGACGCGUUCGGCCUGGAGUGUGUUAUCAUCUUUAUCCUAGAUGUGUAUAUGAUGCUCUUGCAGAUUAUCAACUCCCUGAAAUUCUGAGAACACCUUUACAGUCCCUCUGUUUGCAAAUCAAAAGUUUGAAACUUGGUAGCAUUCCCGAGUUUCUUUCCAGGGCCUUACAGUCUCCAGAAUUGUUAGCGGUUCAAAAUGCUAUUGAGUAUCUGAAGAUCAUUGGUGCUUUGGAUGAGAAUGAAGAUCUGACUGUUUUAGGACGCUACUUAACAAAACUUCCAAUGGAGCCCAAACUUGGAAAAAUGAUUAUACUUGGAGCUAUUCUCAAUUGUUUGGACCCAAUUUUAACUAUUGUGGCUGGCCUUAGUGUCCGGGACCCUUUCUUGGCACCACUAGACAAGAAAGAUCUAGCUGAAGCUGCAAAGGCUCAGUUUUCUCGUGAUCACAGUGACCACCUUGCUAUUGUCCGUGCAUAUGAAGGUUGGAGAGAUGCUGAAAAAGAUCAUGCGGGAUAUGAAUACUGCUGGAAGAAUUUUCUUUCUGCACAAUCGAUGAGGGUCAUUGAUUCUCUUCGAAAGGAGUUCUACUCUUUACUCAAGGAUACUGGUCUUGUUGAUAGCAAUCCUACCAUUUACAAUGCUUGGAGUUAUGAUCAGUCUCUUGUACGAGCAGUUGUUUGUUAUGGAUUAUAUCCUGGAAUCUGCUCCGUAGUGCACAAUGAGAAGUCAUUCUCAUUGAAAACAAUGGAAGAUGGUCAAGUGUUUUUGUACUCUAAUUCUGUUAAUGCACGGGAUACUAAGAUACCUUUCCCGUGGCUAGCUUUCAAUGAAAAAAUUAAAGUGAAUGCGGUUUUCCUUCGGGACUCUACAGCCAUCUCUGAUUCAGUACUAUUGCUAUUCGGUGGAAGCAUUUCAAAGGGAGAUUCAGAUGGCCACUUGAAAAUGCUGGGGGGAUACUUAGAGUUCUUUAUGAGCUCUUCAACAGCUGAGAUGUUCCAAAGUUUAAGGAGAGAGCUUGAUGAGCUUAUUCAGAUAAAACUCCUACAUCCCAAGAUGGGCGUACAUACAUAUCAUGAACUUCUGUCUUCAAUACGAUUGAUUCUGUCUGGGGAUCAAUGUAGUGGCAAGUUUGUUUUUAAUCGUCAGCAGAUGACUCAACAACCAUCCAACCCAUCAUCCACUGCCGCACCAUCACAAUCCUCAAAGUCAAGAACCGAAAGUGGUCCCGGGGGAGAUAAUCCUAAGAGUCAACUCCAGACUGUAUUAAUCCGAGCAGGCAUUGCGGCCCCUGUCUACGAGACAAAGCAACUCUCUAACACCCAGUAUCGAUCAACCGUGGAGUUCAAUGGGACCCAGAUAGUUGGACGACCGUGUAACAACAAGAAACAAGCAGAAAAAGAUGCAGCAGCCGAGGCUUUGGAGUGGUUGUUGGGCGAAAACCGUGCAACUAAUGGCUACGUUGACCAUGUUUCCAUGUUACUAAAAAAGAGCAAGAAAGACCACAAUUGAGAAGCUGCUUUAUAUGGGCUGCUGAGUGCUGACACUGGUAUUUCGGUAUAUACACAUGGUGCAGAUAUGAGCUGAAAAUAAAAUUGGAAAAAGGGUAAGUGGCCGUGGUCGCCCCGGGAAUUUCAUUAAGAACAUGAUCAUAUAAGGUCUGCAUUCGCGUGGAUAAAGAAGAAAGUGCAAGAGAUUCAGGGUGGAGGGGGCAGUGAGCCGCUAAUAUUUUUGAGGUUGGACUGAUAAGCUUAAUUAGUCUGUAUAUAGACUAUAGUUAGGGUGAUUUCAGAAAUUGGUUGCUGGCUCAUUUAAAAGUGCGUCUGAAAUUCCUUCAACGUCACUUGUGUUGCUUGCUACCGCACGUAGGGAUUUCAAGGGCUGACUUUGUAUUGAGGACCAUAUACUCAACAUCCCACCCUUAUUUAGUUGUCGGUUCUCAGGAUUUGUUUGACCCGUCAUGGCUGGGUCCUUGUGAUCUGCCCGGCACUCUCUCAAUAUUGAUAAUGUAUAUUAUACUACGUAUAUUAUUAUUGGAUUUUUUAAUGGUUAUAUAUUAGUAUUGUUGUCGUCCUUAUAA
This is a messenger RNA of Cuscuta europaea, 4317 nucleotides long. The record is from the annotation of a GenBank genome assembly. NCBI's taxonomy places the organism in Eukaryota, Viridiplantae, Streptophyta, Magnoliopsida, Solanales, Convolvulaceae.